AUGACGGGGGAAAAGACUAACGUGGCCCACCAGGUGGUUUACCGCCAAGUCUUGCCUUGCCUCGUCCUUCUGGGAGUCCUACUCAACAGCCUCUGUGUCCUCGUCCUGACCAGGCCUCGGGUUAGGUCAACUCAGGUCAGCAGGUACUUCCUCGUGCUGGUGGUGUCUGACUUGUUGGUGUGUUUCUUCUAUAUCCCCAUCAUCACCACCAUCAACGGCUGCACCUUCUCCUCCGACGCCGAGGCCUUCUACUUCGCCCACUUCGGCUGGACCUUAGUCUUAUUAAGUCAAUCGGUCGGCACCUACACCAUCCUGUGGCUCGCCCUCGACCGCUUCAUGGCAGUGUGGACGCCCCUGCUUUACCCGAGGGUACAGAAGAAGCCAAACUUUAUGUUGGUGAGGAUGGUGGUAACGGUGGUGGCGUGCAUCAUGAUCCACCUGAUGUAUAUUGUUAGAGGUGAGGUCAUCUGCUCCACCAAUACCAUCACCUGUUCUAACGACACCUCGAAUACCACUGAUUGUUAUAACUCUUCAUUACACAGAAACAAUUAUACCAACAACAACUGGGUUGUGUCAAGUGGGUUCCAACAUGACUACUCAGAGUAUUGGCACAAAGUCUACCGCAACUUCUACUCGUUGAUGGUGAUGUGUCUGCCCAGCUGCCUCAUGGCGGUCUUCAACAUAGGUCUGGUGGUCGGAGUGAUGGACGGCCGUGUCAGAUUGCCUGCUGCUACUCAGGGAGAAGCGAGGAGGGAUGAGAGGGCCCUGGUCACCACCAUGAUCGCCAUGACUGCUUCCUAUGUCUUAUUAAUCCUCCCCAUCACCGUGUACCUGAUAAGCUAUGCCAAACCUCUCCACAACCGCUGCCACUGUGACUACUCAUACGAGCUCUUCCGUCACCUGGGAAACUGUCUCCAGUUACUCGAACACGUCAUUCAUAUAGUGUUUCUGACGGCACUUAACCGUGAGUUCAGGCAGGAACUCAAAAUUAUUUUUUGGGGUAAAAAGGAAGAGGGGGACCAGAGUCAGAGAGAGGGCGAAGAUGCUGGUGUUGACACCCACGGAGAAAAACCACAGCGGCAA
Molecule: messenger RNA, 1083 nt
Organism: Homarus americanus (American lobster)
Lineage: Eukaryota; Metazoa; Arthropoda; Malacostraca; Decapoda; Nephropidae
Exons: 2
Biological process (GO): G protein-coupled receptor signaling pathway
Cellular component (GO): membrane
Molecular function (GO): G protein-coupled receptor activity
Source: RefSeq, a predicted model, not a curated record